Molecule: messenger RNA, 1819 nt
Organism: Phaeodactylum tricornutum CCAP 1055/1
Lineage: Eukaryota; Bacillariophyta; Bacillariophyceae; Surirellales; Neidiaceae
Exons: 1
Coding region: 13-1437 (474 amino acids)
Biological process (GO): peptidyl-proline hydroxylation to 4-hydroxy-L-proline
Cellular component (GO): endoplasmic reticulum
Molecular function (GO): L-ascorbic acid binding; iron ion binding; procollagen-proline 4-dioxygenase activity
Source: RefSeq, a predicted model, not a curated record
GCCGUCUAUACCAUGGCGACAAUAGCCUAUCCAUUGGCGUGGACUGCCGCCCUCGCGCUGUGCUUUGCGCUCUUCAGCGCCAUGGCUCGCUACGGCGUUGGCGAUGCGCUGGACACGAUCACGGUCAACGGCAAAACGUGCUCGAACGGAAUCUGCGUCGACCAGUUUGAUCACUGGCAAACCGUCCCCAUGACGUGGAAAUGCCGAGAUUUGCGUGACGAUUGUACUCUCCGGGCUGUACGAGGUCUCUGCCAAACUGACUCUCUCUACACCCAUCCACAUUGUCCCGUUGCCUGUGGAGUCUGUCACAAUCGCACUCGCGAAAUUCCGUUCGAAACUUCCGCACCUUUCUCGUCCCAUCCACGUAAUAGACAGGGACUUGUCGAAGUUGCAGGUAGUCGCUUCGGCGUCCCGCAAUUAAUUCCCGAACGCGGAUCCGACGACCGACAAGGAGUCUUGGAUCGGAUGCAGGACGCUCACGAGUAUUGGGAAGACGUCGUGAUGGAGGAAGAUCGGUACCAGCCGGUGCGCACCCUGUGUCGCAAUGAGUACGAACUUUGUGCGUUGUGGGCCGCCCGGGGAGAAUGUACCAACAACGAACGCUUCAUGAAGAAAUCGUGUCCAGUAGUUUGCUAUACGUGCGAAACGCUACACGUGGAUGCCUUGUGUCCGUUCGACCCAAAUAUUCCGAAUGCUUGGCAGCGGGGCGACUUGAAUCGAAUGUUUAAACGGAUCGUUCACGACCCCACCUUGGCGCAUUACCAAACUACCGUUCUUUCACGACCCGACUACGAACCGAACGACACGGUUGAGACGGCAUCGUAUCAAAUUGGGCCCUGGGUGGUGAUCAUUGAUGAUUUUUUGAACGAAACGGAGACGUCCACAUUGAUUGCCUUGGGGGCGGAUCAAGGCUACGAACGGAGCACCGACGUGGGUGAGAUUCUGGAGGAUGGGUCCUACGAAGAUGACGAGUCUGAGACACGCACUUCCACAAAUGCGUGGUGUUACAAUGAGUGCGACGAUCAUGAAGUAACGCAAAUUAUUUGGGAACGGAUGACUUUCUUGACCCAGAUCCCCCCCGAAAACUCCGAGUCGUUGCAAAUGCUUCGGUACGAGCCCGGGCAGUUUUACGCCGUACACCACGACUAUAUUGAAAACGACUGGAAUCGAGCCGUGGGUUCCCGCAUUCUGACCGUCUUUUUGUACCUCAACGACGUCGAAGAAGGCGGAGCGACUAAUUUUCCAGAACUUGAAUUGGCUGUUCAACCCAAACGAGGGCGUGCUUUGCUUUGGCCUAGUGUGCUAGACCAAUAUCCACACAAGAAAGAUGAUCGAACUGAACAUGAGGCCCAGGUAGUGACUAAAGGGAUCAAAUACGGAGCUAAUGCUUGGUUCCACCAACGAGACUAUCAAGGAUCAACACAGAAUGGAUGUUGACGACGAAACGGGGGUCUUUUACAUGCCAAAUAUACCAAUUCCUACCUGUGAAAGAGAAUGCUGAUAUUAGAUGACAACUAGCGGGGUCCUAUACUGGAGAUAUCCUUCACAGCCAAAUGCCAUGGAAUUUCUUUCAUAGCGUCUGGCUGGUUUUUCACUGUCAAUCGAGUUUAUCUCGUUGGCGAAGAAAAAAGCUAAUAUUAAGCUGAAAAGCGGUAUGCAUGAAUCGACUGUGAAGAAAAUAUGAUCCAAAGAGUUCGCAAUAGUCCACGCCGAGACGGUGUACAGUUUGUGCCGAGGCUAGCUUUUGCCGCUUAAGCCCGAGAAAUCCCAUUUGCAUGAUAUGUUAAUUCACUAUUUCCAGAUCUUUCGCGUUUAACAU